This is a messenger RNA of Panicum virgatum (switchgrass), 3481 nucleotides long. RefSeq names its product leucine-rich repeat receptor-like tyrosine-protein kinase PXC3. The record is from RefSeq and is a predicted model, not a curated record. Lineage: Eukaryota; Viridiplantae; Streptophyta; Magnoliopsida; Poales; Poaceae. Gene Ontology annotation, molecular function: protein kinase activity; ATP binding; receptor serine/threonine kinase binding. Gene Ontology annotation, biological process: protein phosphorylation. The transcript is spliced from 2 exons. The coding region runs from base 257 to 3154 and encodes 965 amino acids.
AGAAUUAUUAGAAAUCACAGCCUCUCUGCUCCGCUCUCUCCCCACGUCCCCAGCCUCCUCCUCACUCACCUUGAAAAACAGAACCAAGAAAGCCAUGGCGGAGCACACCCAGAACCCCAGAACCUAGAGAGGGGAGAAAAAUAAAAUAUAGUCUUGUUUUCUUCCUGCUGCUUCGGCCGGUGAAGAUCAGCGGGCGCGGAGGGGAGGGGAAGAAGCGAAGCAAUUAGGCAGGGGGAAGGCAAGAAGGUUCAAUCAGAUGGACAUGCUGGGGAGGAGGAGGUAUUGUCCCUUCGCCAGCCAUGGCUUCUUACUGCUAAUACUUCUCCCCAGCUUGUUCUUGUUUCACCAUGCGCCCGUGGCCGCCGGCGCCGGUGCUCCGUCUUCCGAACCACAGUUAAGCAGCACGCAGGAGGCCAUUAUGGUGAAUAUCUCGAGCGUUGUGGGUAACAGCAGGUUUAACACCACCUCCAAUCCAUGCACCUGGAGUGGAGUCACCUGCACGCGCUCCGGUUCCUCUUUGGUGGUGACCAAUAUCACCCUGUCCAACUAUGGAAUAUCAGACUCCUCCAUCUUCGCUUCCAUUUGCCGUAUUCAGACCUUGCAGUCCCUUGACCUCUCCAGAAAUUCCUUCACGGAUUUGUCCACCCAAUUCUUCCCCCCUUCUUGUUCAAUGAAGGAAGACUUGCGUCUCCUCAAUCUCAGCACCAACCAGUUACGUCACCCGCUCAGUAAUUUGUCGGGUUUUCGACAGCUGGAGGUUCUUGAUUUAUCCUCCAAUUUUUUCACCAGUACAAAUUUGAGUGCAGACUUGGGUUCUUUUCCCAAAUUGAGAAGCUUGAACCUUAGUUCCAAUGAGUUGAAUGGUAAUGUUCCUACCAGUAUGGUCGACUCUUUGGUGGAGUUGGUGCUGUCUGGUAAUCAAUUGAUUGGUUCAAUUCCUUCUGGUUUGUUUAGAUAUGAAAAUAUUACUCUGCUGGAUCUCAGCCAGAACAAUCUAACUGGUCAUGUCCUAAAUGAGUUCAAGAGUCUUGCCAAGCUGGAGACUGUACUCCUUUCAGGAAAUAAACUGAGUGGGGAAAUACCAGCAAGUCUGUCGAAUGUAGCGACGCUGUCUCGGUUUGCAGCUAACCAGAACAAUUUUACUGGUCUAAUCCCCAGCUGGAUUACCAAACAUGUCAGGAUGUUGGAUUUGAGCUAUAACAAUUUGAACGGGACGAUCCCUUCAGAUUUCCUUUCCCAUCCUGGUUUGCAGAGUGUUGAUCUGACCAGUAACCAGCUUGAAGGGCCUAUUCCCAGCUACCUGUCUCCAAGCCUCUAUCGCUUGAGGCUUGGUGGAAACAGGCUUCGUGGGAACAUCUCAAACUCCAUUUGUAAUGGCACAGAAUUGGCUUAUCUUGAGUUGGAUAACAACCAGUUGACAGGAAACAUACCUUCAGAACUCGGUAAAUGCAGCAGUUUGUCUUUGUUGAGUCUGGCUUCAAAUAAGCUAAAUGGUUCAAUGCCUGGUACUAUCAGUAAACUUCAGAAGCUGGUAGUUCUGAAGCUUCAAAACAACUCUCUCACUGGACCUAUCCCAGAUACAUUUUCUGCACACCUGAGUAUAUUGAAUCUUAGUCAGAAUUCAUUCAGUGGAGGGAUACCAAGUGGAAUUUUCAAGUUGCCAAAGCUUUCAAACUUGUAUUUGCAAGACAACAAGAUUAAUGGUGCAAUUCCAAUCUCAAUUAGUUCAUCAAAGUCACUAAUUGAGCUCAAUCUUGGGGAUAAUGCUCUGGAUGGUACCAUCCCAACCAUGCCAAGCACUGUGAGCACCUCUCUUCUGAAUCUUAGUCAUAACUUUCUUACUGGACCUAUUCCUUCAAGCAUCAACUCUUUAAGUGGACUAGAGAUUCUUGAUCUUUCACACAACAAGCUAUCCGGUGAGGUGCCAGCUUCACUAGGGAGUCUUCCAAGCUUGAUACAGUUGGUGCUUUCUUAUAAUAAUCUUUCUGGAUAUCUACCUAGGUUCGGCCAAAAUGUGGAAAUCGAUAUAAAAGGGAAUCCUGAUCUUGUAAAUGGUACUGGAAACAAUAAUAGCACUUCUACUACUGGUAAGAAAAACCCACACACUGUUGUCAUCAUCAUCUUCACUAUUGCCGGUGCUCUUGUUGGAUUAUGCGUGCUUGCUGUUAUUGUUAUGAUGUCAUUGUCAAAGAGAAUUUAUCGUGUCGAAGAUGAAGGAUUACCAGCAGGGGAAUCUGUACCACAAAUAAUCAAUGGCUGCCUCAUAACUAUGAAUAGCAUCCAUACCUCUGCAAUUGAGUUCACAAAAGCAAUGGAAGCUCUCUCCAACCACCAGAACAUCUUUUUGAAGACCAGGUUCUGCACCUACUACAAGGCUGUAAUGCCUAAUGGCUCAACUUACUCCGUUAAAAAGCUUAACUCUAGUGACAAGAUUUUCCAAAUUGGGAACCAGGAAAAGUUUUCUCGGGAAAUUGAGGUGCUAGGGAAACUGACCAAUUCCAAUGUCAUGGUUCCAUUAGCCUACAUCUUGACUGUGGAUUCAGCCUACCUUAUCUAUGAGCAUGCAUACAAGGGCACAGUGUCCGAUUUACUCCAUGGCGGAAAGUCUGAUGUUAUAGACUGGCCUUCACGAUAUAGUAUUGCUUUGGGCGUGGCCCAAGGGCUGACAUUUCUGCAUGGAUGCACUCAGCCAGUUUUGCUUCUUGAUCUGUCAACAAAAACCAUCCACUUGAAGUCAACAAAUGAGCCUCAGAUUGGAGAUAUCGAGCUUUACAAAAUUAUUGACCCUUCCAGGAGUACUGGAAGCUUUUCAACAAUUGCUGGUACAGUUGGUUAUAUUCCACCAGAGUAUGCAUACACUAUGAGGCUGACGAUGACUGGCAACGUUUAUAGCUUUGGAGUCAUUUUACUGGAGCUGUUGACAGGGAAACCAUCUGUUAGCGAUGGAAUUGAAUUAGCUAAGUGGGCCCUCAGCCUUUCAGCCAGGCCUGACCAAUGGGAGCAGAUCCUUGACACCAGGGUCUCAGGAACUUCAAUUGCGGUUCACAGCCAGAUGUUGUCGGUCCUGAAUAUUGCUCUAGCUUGCGUUGCAUUCUCUCCAGAUGCUCGGCCAAAGAUGCGGAACGUCUUGAGGAUGCUCUUCAAUUCAAAGUGAAUCGGAAGCAGCCUGCAAUCAUAUCAUAGACAAAUUUUUGUGAAGUUUCAGCUUCAUUUCGUUUAUGGGUGUCAGUAAUCAGUAUACAGGCUGCCCUUGUAUAGUUCCAUAGAAGGUAGAACUCUAGCACAUGGUAGAUGAUUAUAUGUUUGCUGAAUUGGGUAAUUAGGUAUCUGUUUUGGAGCGAGUCACAAUAUGGUUUUCUAUGCUGUAACAUGGAAUAGAUGGUUAAGCAAAGCUUAAAGGUCAUGGGUAUGCCAGUACUUACAUAGAACUACAGAAGUACAUUCGAAACUGGCAGUAAUCACAAUUUUGUUUUGAUUCUUA